AGAGACCUAGGCUCCCACGAAUCGGGCUUAUUCCAUGCACCAAGAAUUUGCAAGAUUUCUGUUGAGGGCCAUGUCUGCUUAAUGGGCGGAGCCAGCUGUCCUCAUUAGAAUAAAAUAAACACAUUCAACCCAUUUAUAAGUGGAAAAACAUGCAUCCUCAGUCUGCAGGCUGCAGAGGGUGGCCCCUGGCCGGAGAGCUCAGGCAGCAGGACAAGCAUCAGGGAGCAUGAGUUCCAAGUCAAAAUCCGUGGCGGUCAUCGGAGCCCCUUUCUCCAAGGGACAGCCUCGAGGAGGGGUAGAGAAAGGCCCUUCGGCACUGAGAAGAGCUGGCCUGGUGGAAAAACUGAAAGAACAAGAGUGUGAUGUGAAGGACUACGGGGACCUGUCCUUUACGGAUGUCCCUAAUGACGUCCCCUUUGGAAUUGUGAAGAAUCCCAGGACGGUGGGGAAAGCCACCGAGGAGCUGGCCAGCGAGGUGGCCGAGGUGCAGAAGAGCUGCAGAGUCAGCGUGGUGAUGGGCGGAGACCACAGCCUGGCGAUUGGCACCAUCUCCGGCCAUGCCAGGGUCCACCCUGACCUCGGUGUCAUCUGGGUCGAUGCUCACACGGACAUCAACACUCCUGUGACCACCACCACCGGGAACCUGCAUGGCCAACCUGUGUCCUUCCUCCUGAAGGAGCUGAAAGGAAAGAUCCCAGAGGUCCCGGGUUUCUCCUGGGUGACACCCUGCCUGUCUGCCAAGGACAUCGUGUACAUUGGCUUGAGAGAUGUGGACCCCGGGGAGCACUGCAUUGUGAAAACCCUGGGUAUCAAGUAUUUUUCAAUGACGGAAGUGGACAGACUGGGAAUCGGCAAGGUGAUGGAGGAAGCGCUGGCCUAUCUACUAGAAAGGAAGAAAAGGCCAAUUCAUCUGAGUCUUGAUGUCGAUGGGCUGGACCCUUCCAUCACACCUGCUACGGGCACGCCUGUCGUGGGAGGUCUGUCUCACCGAGAAGGCAUCUACAUCGCAGAAGAGAUUUACAAGACAGGGCUGCUCUCCGGACUAGACAUCAUGGAGGUAAACCCUGUGCUGGGGAAGACACCGGAGGAAGUCACUCGGACCGUGAACACGGCAGUGGCAGUGACUCUGGCUUGCUUUGGAGUGGCUCGCGAGGGUAACCAUGACCCUCACAAGGACUACCUUUCGCCGCCCAAGUAAAUGUGGAAACAUAUGCAAACCUCACCGCUAGUGACAUAAUUAGCAAAUCUAAUAAUUUAUUUAAGCCUGUAAUAAUCCUCCCAAAGAGCUGUUUUUUUCUGAGAAAUGUUUUCCCAAUUCAUGUAAUGAUGGGAGCAGGGCAAAGCCAUCUUAUGCUCUGUCUCGUCGAAGCUUGCACUCUAAGGUAGCGUGUGACUCUAAGGUAGUGUGGUGAGCUCCAACCUGUGUGUGUGUGGGAGAACUUGUGCACACGGCCUGUGUGCCUAACCUACCCUGUGAACCCCUCAUGAGAAAUUUAAGAGGCCUAGAGCCGCUCUUCGGCCGUCUCCCGGGUCAGUGCCUGCGGACUCUCUUCCUAGGGCUGCUGCCUGAGCUCUGCAACUGUCUGUGACGUCACUGUGUGGCUUCCAGCUGUCGAGGUCUCUGGAUCACCAUGAGAUCUGGUGCUGUCCAGGCCCAUGUUCUUGCGGGUGUUGGCCGGGAGGAAGCAAGGUCCUGGGCCGUGGGCGCCCAGCUUCUGCUGCGGGCGAGCUCCCCUCUGUCUUGCUGUGAAUGUGAUUGACGCUCAAUAAACCGCUGUGUUGGCUCUUGGCA
Molecule: messenger RNA, 1792 nt
Organism: Chinchilla lanigera (long-tailed chinchilla)
Lineage: Eukaryota; Metazoa; Chordata; Mammalia; Rodentia; Chinchillidae
Gene: Arg1
Product: arginase 1
Exons: 8
Coding region: 227-1198 (323 amino acids)
Cellular component (GO): nucleus; cytoplasm; cytosol
Molecular function (GO): manganese ion binding; arginase activity
Source: RefSeq, a predicted model, not a curated record